GCAAAGUGAAACUCCUGGAAGUUGGGGCGCGAGAGCCGUCGCGGGCGGCGCGCUCGGGUCGGACUCGGCGGGUCCCCGCCGCAGCCUCCGGCGCCCAUGGCCCUGAGCAAAGGGCUGCGGCUGUUCGGGCGCCUGGAGGCGGCGGGGGAGAGCAGCGUCCUGCUGGAGGCGCGCGGCCGCGGCGACUGCCUGCUCUUCGAGGCCGGCACGGUGGCCACGCUGGCUCCGGAAGAAAAGGAAGUCAUUAAGGGACAGUACGGCAAGCUCGCGGAUGCUUACGGCUGCCUGGGGGAGCUCAGGUUGAAAUCUGGGGGCACUUCCCUGAGCUUCCUGGUGUUGGUGACCGGCUGCACAUCAGUGGGCAGGAUUCCAGAUGCCGAAAUCUACAAGAUCACCGCCACCGACUUUUACCCGCUUCAGGAGGAGGCCAAGGAGGAGGACCGCCUCGCAGCCUUGAGGAAAAUCCUCAGCUCCGGGCUGUUCUAUUUCUCGUGGCCCAACGACGGAUCCCGCUUCGACCUGACCGUGCGGACGCAGAAGCAGGGCGAUGCCAGCUCCGAGUGGGGCAGCUCCUUCUUCUGGAACCAGCUGUUGCACGUGCCCUUGAGGCAGCACCAGGUGAGCUGCUGUGACUGGCUGCUGAAGGUCAUCUGCGGGGUGGUGGCCAUCCGCACCGUGUAUGCCUCGCACAAGCAGGCCAAGGCCUGCCUCAUCUCUCGCAUCAGCUGCGAGCGCGCCGGCGCCCGCUUCCACACCCGCGGUGUGAACGACGAUGGCCACGUGUCCAACUUCGUGGAGACAGAGCAGACGAUCUACAUGGAUGAUGGAGUGUCGUCUUUUGUCCAGAUCAGAGGCUCCGUUCCGCUGUUUUGGGAGCAGCCAGGGCUUCAGGUCGGCUCCCACCAUCUGAGACUGCACAGAGGCCUGGAAGCCAGCGCCCCUGCUUUUGACAGGCACAUGGUGCUUCUGAAGGAGCAGUACGGACAGCAGGUGGUUGUGAACCUGCUGGGAAGCAGAGGUGGAGAGGAGGUGCUCAACAGAGCCUUCAAGAAGCUGCUCUGGGCUUCCUGCCACGCCAGCGACACGCCUAUGAUAAACUUUGACUUCCAUCAGUUUGCCAAAGGCGGGAAGCUCGAGAAAUUGGAGAACCUGCUGAGGCCUCAGUUACAGCUGCACUGGGAGGACCUGGACGUGUUCACGAAGGGCGAGAAUGUAAGUCCACGUUUUCAGAAGGGUACCGUGCGGAUGAACUGUCUUGACUGCCUGGACCGAACCAACACCGUGCAGGGCUUCAUCGCGCUGGAGGUCCUUCACCUGCAGCUCAAGAGCCUGGGGCUGAGUUCAAAGCCCAUCGUCGACCGCUUCGUGGAGUCCUUCAGAGCCAUGUGGUCUCUGAACGGGCACAGCCUGAGCAAAGUGUUCACGGGCAGCAGGGCCCUGGAAGGGAAGGCCAAGGUGGGGAAGCUGAAGGACGGGGCCCGGUCCAUGUCCCGCACCAUCCAGUCCAACUUCUUUGACGGGGUGAAGCAGGAGGCCAUCAGGCUGCUGCUGGUGGGGGACGUGUGCGGCGAGGAGGCGGCGGACAAAGGGAGGAUGCUGCUGGACAACACGGCCCUGCUGGUGACUCCCAGGAUCCUGAAAGCUAUGACGGAGCGCCAGUCUGAAUUCACAAAUCUCAAACGCGUCCGCAUCGCCAUGGGGACGUGGAACGUGAACGGGGGAAAGCAGUUCCGGAGCAACCUCCUGGGGACGGCGGAGCUGACAGACUGGCUGCUCGACGCGCCCCAGCUGGCCGGCGCCGCGGGGCCCCAGGACGACAGCAGCCCGGCUGACAUAUUUGCUGUGGGGUUUGAAGAGAUGGUGGAGUUGAGUGCAGGGAAUAUCGUCAAUGCCAGCACCACCAACAGGAAGAUGUGGGGUGAGCAGCUUCAGAAAGCCAUCUCACGCUCCCAUAGGUACAUUCUCUUGACUUCGGCACAGCUGGUGGGCGUCUGUCUUUAUAUCUUUGUACGUCCAUACCAUGUCCCGUUCAUCAGGGACGUGGCGAUCGACACGGUGAAGACGGGCAUGGGCGGCAAGGCGGGCAACAAAGGCGCCGUGGGCAUCCGCUUCCAGUUCCACAGCACCAGCUUCUGCUUCCUGUGCAGCCACCUGACCGCCGGCCAGUCCCAGGUGAAGGAGAGGAACGAGGACUACAGGGAGAUCACGCAGAAGCUCUGCUUCCCCACGGGGAGAAACAUCUUCUCUCACGAUUAUGUGUUUUGGUGUGGCGAUUUCAACUACCGCAUCGAUCUUACUUACGAAGAAGUCUUCUAUUUUGUUAAACGCCAAGACUGGAAGAAACUUCUGGAAUUUGAUCAACUACAGCUACAAAAAUCAAGUGGAAAAAUUUUUAAGGACUUUCAUGAAGGAACCAUUAAUUUUGGGCCCACCUACAAGUAUGAUGUUGGCUCGGCUGCCUACGAUACAAGUGACAAAUGCCGCACCCCAGCCUGGACAGACAGGGUUCUGUGGUGGAGGAAGAAGCAUCCUUUCGAUAAGACAGCUGGAGAACUCGGCCUUCUAGACAACGAUCUAGAUGUUGACACCAAAGUGAGACACACCUGGUCCCCUGGCGCCCUCAGGUAUUAUGGCCGCGCGGAGCUACAAGCGUCUGAUCACAGACCCGUGCUGGCCGUCGUGGAGGUGGAAGUACAAGAAGUCGACGCAGGUGCUCGAGAGAGGGUUUUCCAGGAAGUGUCCUCUUUCCAGGGCCCCCUGGAUGCCACCGUCGUAGUAAAUCUUCAGUCGCCAACCUCAGAAGAGAAAAACGAGUUUCCUGAGGACCUGCGUACCGAACUCAUGCAGACACUGGGGAAUUACGGGACAAUUGUCCUCGUCAGGAUCAACCAAGGGCAGAUGCUGGUGACUUUUGCAGACAGCCACUCGGCUCUCAGCGUCCUGGAUGUGGACGGCAUGAAGGUGAAAGGCAGAGCCGUGAAGAUUAGACCAAAGACAAAGGACUGGCUGAAAGGCUUGCGUGAGGAGAUCAUUCAGAAGCGGGACAGCAUGGCCCCCGUGUCUCCCACCGCCAACUCCCGUUUGCUGGAGGAGAACUUCGACUUCACGAGUCUGGACUACGAGUCAGAAGGGGAUAUUUUUGAAGAGGACGAAGACGACUUGGUGGAUGAAUUCAGCCAGCCUGUGGUCUCAGACGGCGAACUGGGGGGAGACGACCUUCCUGGUGCCCCUGGCUCCACGGCAGUGGCUCCCGCCAGCGCGUCUCCUGCGCUCACCAAAAAGAAGCAGUGUCCCACGUACAAAGAUGACGCGGACCUGGUGGAGUUAAAGCAGGAGCUGGAAGCAGUUGGGGAUUUCCGCCACCGUUCUCCAAGCAGGUCUCUGUCGGUCCCCAACAGGCCUCGGCCACCUCACCCACCGCAGAGACCCCCCCCUCCAACCGGUUUGCUGGUGAAAAAGUCGGCUUCAGACGCGUCCAUCUCCUGCGGCACCCACGGGCAGUAUUCAAUUUUGCAGACGGCGAAACUCCUGCCGGGAGCGCCGCAGCAACCGCCCAAAGCUAGGACUGGAAUAAGUAAGCCUUAUAACGUGAAGCAGAUCAAAACCACCAACGCUCAGGAGGCAGAAGCAGCGAUUCGGUGUCUGCUGGAAGCCAAAGGAGGCGCCCCAGAAGAAGCCCUAAAUGCCAUGGCCUUGAGGAACAAGGGAUCUUCCGCACCGGAGCCCACAGCAGGGGUGGCCAAGUCGGAGACUCCGCAGGUCCCCCCACUCGUGCCCCGGCGGCCUGCGCCCAGAGUUCCCGCCAUCAAGAAGCCAACCUUGAGAAGGACAGGAAAGCCCCCGUCACCGGACGAACAGUUUGAGCUGCAGACUGUCCAUUUUCCAGUUGGGCCCCUGGAGACAACCCUCGAAACCCCUCUUCUAGCCACAGUCCCUCGAGUCCCUCCUGUUCCCAAACCAAGAACAUCUCAGCCUGGGAAAGGUGCAGAGAGGAGACCAGACAGUGGGAUGCCAGCACCAGACGAAGCCCCUCCCAUGGCAGGAGCCACUAUGCUACCACCUCCGGAGGUUCCAUCUCUUGUGCCCAAGGUCCCCCCAAGGAGGAAGAAGUCAGCGCCUGCAGCCUUCCACCUGCAGGUCCUGCAGAGCAACAGUGAGCUUCUCCAGGGUCUCACUUGCAGCGGUGGCGGUGGUGGCAGCGGCUGUCCCUCUGGACCUCGGCCUGACGUGGGCACUCUCUUUCCACCAGUGGAUUUUCUUGGCACUUCAUCUGCUACAAGCCCUGAAAGUGAUGGCACCAAAGUGCUGAAGUCAGAGACAGCCUCCGUUACUGGGAAUUGUCAGGAUCCCUUCUGGAGCCUUCUCCACCAUCCUAAACUGUUGAAUAAUGCCUGGCUCUCCAAGAGCUCUGACCCCUUGGACUCGGGGACCAGGAGCCCCGACAAGGCACACACAGACCCAGCGCAAGUCAGUGCUUCAGCUGCCGAGGUGGAGCUGCCAUCAGACCGUGGGCAAAAAAACUUCAGUCACUGGAUGACAAUCAGUGACAAAGACAAGAGGAUGGUGUUGCAGGUGUUCGACCCACUGGCAAAAACAUGACUGCGUUACGCAGAAGGCCACUUUCUUGUAGAAUGUGUACCUUCCUCCUACAGGCAUGACUUGCCCGGGUCGAAAGAGACAUCUAUUUAAAGGCACACUG
Molecule: messenger RNA, 4699 nt
Organism: Propithecus coquereli (Coquerel's sifaka)
Lineage: Eukaryota; Metazoa; Chordata; Mammalia; Primates; Indriidae
Gene: SYNJ2
Product: synaptojanin 2
Exons: 27
Coding region: 97-4599 (1500 amino acids)
Biological process (GO): phosphatidylinositol dephosphorylation; synaptic vesicle endocytosis; brain development
Cellular component (GO): perinuclear region of cytoplasm; presynapse
Molecular function (GO): RNA binding; phosphatidylinositol-4,5-bisphosphate 5-phosphatase activity
Source: RefSeq, a predicted model, not a curated record